Phytomonas sp. Hart1 is the source of this 1074-nucleotide messenger RNA. The record is from the annotation of a GenBank genome assembly. NCBI's taxonomy places the organism in Eukaryota, Euglenozoa, Kinetoplastea, Trypanosomatida, Trypanosomatidae.
AUGUCAUAUAAACGGAUUCUAAAGUUGGGUGGGGUUGGACUCCUCACAUUAACAUGUGCCAUGGGCGGGAUGCGCUGGAAUAGACUUCAAAAGAGACAAUGUGAACUAGAUAACCAAUACGAAAAACUGAUAGUUGAGUUCCGUCUGUACAAAGAGGAGGAGUCGCGCUACUCAACGGAAUUACGUGAGAGGGAGAAAAAGACGGUUCUCUUGCAUGAGACCGUUGACACCCUUUGGAAAGACCGCCUCGAACGCUACAAGAGGGCGAUAUUGGAUCAGUACGCCUACUUAAAGGCGAUGCCAGAGGCUCUGGGUUCUUUAAGUGGCAUCACCAAUCACUAUCGCUAUAUGACUGAUAACAUGGACAAAUUUGUAGGGUUUGAUGUGUCAUGCUGUCAACUACACAACCUUGCGCUUCUUCUUGAACACGCUCAUGUAUUUGGGAUAACGCGCGUUCUUGAAACCAUGAAAGAGUUGUUUGCGUCUGAGCCUCUCAUCAAAGCGGCAUGCGAAAGUGUGGAGCAAACCGUAGAGAUUAGCUGUCCGAGUACUGUGGCCGAGACCAGCGCGGCUUUUAUUUAUUGCUUGGAGGCUCUGGAUGAGGCAGUGUCUCGCCGUUCGAGCACCCUCGCAGCCGCCACGGAAGCUUCCAGUUCAAGCCCUGUAUCGGAUGGGGUGCGUGAAUUAGUGAAAAAGGCGCAUCUUUCUACUCUUAGUCGAGAUCAAAAGGCUCUGUAUGACAAGCGGUUGGCUUUGAGGAAGCUAGUGCAGCAGGAGAAACGCCAGAUUCGAACCAAGGAGGAUGUGCGCUUGGCCAUUGAGUAUGCUGAAAAACUACAAGUCUAUUUUGCAAACCCGCCCAAGAAUUCCCCAUGGUUUUUUAUUAGGCGUAAGGAUAAGUUCAUGGAUGCGGUGCGGUCUGACGCUGAGGUGAAGCGUGCACUUCAACAAAUAGAGCUGUGGCGAAAUACGGCGGCAGUUUUUUUUCUGCGACAGCAGGCCCAAGAUAUUUUGGACUAUUAUCAAUUGUUGCUCGCUGAAUCGCUUACAAGUGUAAACAAUACCAAAUCCUAA